Messenger RNA from Fusarium oxysporum Fo47, 267 nucleotides. RefSeq lists its product as uncharacterized. The transcript is spliced from 2 exons. Bases 1 to 267 code for a protein of 88 amino acids. NCBI's taxonomy places the organism in Eukaryota, Fungi, Ascomycota, Sordariomycetes, Hypocreales, Nectriaceae. The record is from RefSeq and is a predicted model, not a curated record.
AUGGUAAAUAUCGGUAAUCUCGAGCGAGCUGUACGCUUGAAGGAGCUCAUCCAGAUGAACAUCGCCGCCCUCUACGCCAGUAUGCCAGUCACGAAGCUAUUCGUUUGUAAACGUGGCGAGUUGUAUGUUGCCGGCGUGGCCACUCCCCAUACUUGCGGGCAUGGGAGUGUCCUGUUGAAGGGUAUUGAACGUACGACCGCCGAAGGCGCUCUGGAGUCACUUCUGGACGAGACUGCGAAAGAACUAACCAAGGAGAUGAACUUCUAA